UUAUUAAAGCGUAUACGGCGCUGUAGGGACACUUGUGGAAGUUGUAAAAGGAAUGGAAUGUGGAGUGUGGAAUUUUGGAGGACGGCAAUGUCUUGAACAGGACGUUCCUCUCAUCUAUGGCUUAUGGUUUUGAAGGUGUAAACUUCUCUACAAGUGAAAAGAUAAUUUUAGUUGACAGGGAUGGAUGAAGAUAUCACAAGAUGCCCAAAUGCUUUGGAGGAGGCAGGUCGAGCAUUGGGAUGCCAAGGCUGCCCUGGUCAAGCUCUCUGUCAGGCACAAGGUGGUCCAGACCCCAAGCAAACAGCCCUCAACAUUCGAAUGAAGGCUAUAAAACACAAAAUUCUUGUCAUGUCCGGCAAAGGAGGAGUGGGCAAGUCGACGCUGGCGGCGAGCCUGGUGGUGCGGCUGUCUCGGCGCGGCCCGGUCGCUGCGCUCGACACGGACAUCUGCGGCCCCAGCCUGCCGCGCCUGCUGGCCGUCGAUGGCGCCGACAUCAUCAGCACGCCCUGGGGCUGGAAACCGCCCAUCUCCAGCCUGGGCGGCGUGCGGGUGCUCUCAGUGGGCUCGAUGCUGCCGUCCGACGAGUCGUCGGUGGCGCUCCGCGGGCCGCGCAAGACGCACCUGAUCCGCUCCAUGCUGGCCGACACGCUCUGGGGACGGCUGAGCUACCUGGUCAUCGACACCCCUCCCGGCACCAGUGACGAGCACCUGAGUCUGGCCAAGCUGUUGCGAGAGACGAGGCCGGACGGCGUGGUGCUGGUGACCACGCCGCAGGACCUCGCCUGCGGCGUGGUGCGUCGCCAGAUCACCUUCUGCCGUAAGGUCGGGCUCCACAUACUGGGACUCGUCGAGAACAUGGCCGACUUCGUCUGCCCCUGCUGUCAGGAGCGGUACCGGCUGUUCGCCGACGAUAGCUCGGCUGCCAAGGUCACGGCUGACUUCGGUCUGCCUCUGCUCGGCUCCGUGCCGCUGGACUGCGACCUCGCCGCCUGCUGCGAGGCGGGGCACGAUUUUGGCGCCAAAUACCCGCAAUCCCGUGCCGCCGCCGAGCUGGACAAGAUCGCGGCCGAAGUGGCGCGACUCUGCGAGCAGAGCUGAUUGCCUCAUGCACUCAGGGCUUCUGGCGACGGUGGAGUGAGUGGAAGGGAUUGGUCACUCCACGUGAGGACCUGGUCGGUGGAGAUGGCCUACUCGCCUGCGGGGUGAGGCGUGAUCCUUUUGACGAAGCGCCCGCCGAUGCUGACUCGGAUCGGGGGCGACCGAUCGCUCUUCUAGCUGGGCUGUGGUGACGGAGGCCACUGUGGUGGUCGUGGUUAACAUAUGACUCCGAAGCGCAGGUCAGCAGCAGAAGGCCACGAGUGGGAGCCAGGUCAUGGCUUAAGCAGGUCAUCUUCCGUCUAAGCAGAGACUCCUGAGGGUCGCGAGCAGAGCCUGAGCCAUAUGCCGUGCCAGCCACGUGUCACGCGCUUAGGCGUGAGUGGCAUUCACAGCUCAUUUGGUGUGUUGAUCAAGCAGCAAAAAAUCUGCAGUGCGCGUGGCCACGGCUGUCGAAGUAUAACGGGUACGCCUUAGGAAGAGGACGAUCUCGUCUAAUCCCAUGCUAAAAGCUUAACCAAGUACACAUUCAAUUAGGGGGUGUCGGCGGGCACACAUGCCUGACAUGCCACUGGACGUAAAGUAAUGACAUGUGUAUGGCAUGACGGGGCAUAUAAGCUCAUGAAGGAUUGCAUGUCGGCGUGGGGUAAUUAAGAUGCGGGUUUGGGAUGUGACAAUUUUCAGACCCGCGGCUGGACGUACUCCACCUGUUGUAGAGAAACGCUGCUGCAUGACGGUCGAACGUGACAUAUAGUCGCUGUAAAGUGGUGCGUUGCUAUUCCAUGUUAGUUCUCAGUCGCUGUGAUCUGACGUUUGGGUCUCACUUUCUUCACAUGUUACCGUUUUGCAAGAAUCUCUACAGAUAUUAUUGCGACAAUAGUGUAUUUUGUCAAAGGUGUUGCUCGGUUUGUGUAUACAUCUCGGAGUGGCGAUAUUGGCUCCAUGCCUUAUGUGACCUCACACGACAAAGCUAUUUUUGGUGAAAUGCAUAAUCCGUGGCGUCCGUUACCCGAUCCGCGCAUUUGCCAUGCAAUAUCGUUCAUUGCAGUAGCAUGUCGGCAGUGUAAUCCUCCGGUUCCAAACUGCCCUUUGUGUACUUGUUGGGGCAGCCUGCGUCAUGUUAGAAAUGCUCAUAAAACUGGAAUUGUGAUGUAUUUUUUCGUCAAUAUUGGCGACGUGAGGUGCAAUA
Molecule: messenger RNA, 2284 nt
Organism: Pollicipes pollicipes
Lineage: Eukaryota; Metazoa; Arthropoda; Thecostraca; Pollicipedomorpha; Pollicipedidae
Product: cytosolic Fe-S cluster assembly factor NBP35
Exons: 8
Coding region: 181-1098 (305 amino acids)
Biological process (GO): iron-sulfur cluster assembly
Cellular component (GO): cytosol
Molecular function (GO): iron-sulfur cluster binding; ATP binding; ATP-dependent FeS chaperone activity
Source: RefSeq, a predicted model, not a curated record